Messenger RNA from Nipponia nippon (crested ibis), 762 nucleotides. RefSeq names its product colony stimulating factor 3 (gene CSF3). Gene Ontology annotation, molecular function: cytokine activity; granulocyte colony-stimulating factor receptor binding. NCBI's taxonomy places the organism in Eukaryota, Metazoa, Chordata, Aves, Pelecaniformes, Threskiornithidae. The record is from RefSeq and is a predicted model, not a curated record. Gene Ontology annotation, biological process: immune response; positive regulation of myeloid cell differentiation. Gene Ontology annotation, cellular component: extracellular region.
AUGAGGCAAUCGUCACUGUUGCCACAUCAGUGUGAAUCCCCAGAGCCCGCUAUAAAUGCCCUAAUCGAUGAGGCCGCGCAGAGCCGGGGCAGGAGCGAGCUGUGCCGGGCUGGGCCGCGCUUGCAGAGAGGAGGAGACACCGAGCCGGGCACCAUGUGCUCCCUCACCCGUGUGCUGGCGCUGCUGGGUGCGCUGCUGUGGGCGCCGUGGCGGGCGCUGCACGGGGCGCCGCUGGCCGAGCUCUCGGGGGACCAGGACUUCCAGCUCUUCCUGCACAAGAACCUCGAGUUCACUCGCAAGAUCAAGGGGGAUGUGGCCGCGCUGCAGCGCGUGGUGUGCGACACCUUCCAGCUGUGCAAGGAGGAAGAGCUGCUGCUGGUGCGGCAGGACCUGGGCAUCACGCAGGUGCCGCUGGAGCAGGGCCACAGCCGCAACUUCCAGGCGGAGGCCUGCUUCAGCCAGAUCCGCGACGGGCUCCGCGCCUACCACGGCUCCCUCGCCGCCGUCCUGGAGCUGCGGCCCGGGGACGCCAGCCUGGUGGAGACGCUGCAGCCGGACGCCGCCAACCUCUCCUCCAACAUCCAGCAGCAGAUGGAGGACCUGGGCCUGGCCACGGUGACGUACCCCACGGAGGGCCCGGACGCCCUCCCCGCCUUCUCCUCCAGCUUCCACCACCAGGUCGGCGGCUUCUUCAUCCUGGCCAACUUCCAGCGGUUCCUGGAGACGGCGUACCGGGCGCUGCGGCACCUCGCCCGCCUCUGA